AUGGAAAAAUUUCCAGCACGUAUGGUCGAUCUCAAACCUCUCAGAGAACCAGCCAGAAUUUUAUCACCAGCCCAGUCCACAGAAAAACGUAGAGCUGAAGAUUUAGAUGCUAGUAAAGAUUUAAAAAAGGCUAAACUGGAAACGAAAGCUCUGAAAGCUAAGAGACCUGGAUUUACGGAUGAUCGUUAUAAUGAGACUAGUUAUUACAUCGAAAAUGGAUUGCGGAAAGUAUAUCCAUAUUACUUCACGUUUACCACAUUUACAAAAGGCCGCUGGGUUGGUGAAAAAAUUUUGGAAGUAUUUGCACGUGAGUUUCGAGCUCAUCCAGCAGAAGAAUACGAGAGAUGUAUCCGUGCUGGAACUCUAACAGUCAAUUAUCAAAGAGUAGAUGUUGAUUACAAAUUGCGACACAAUGAUUUACUUGCUAACGUAGUUCACAGACACGAGGUGCCUGUCACCUCGGAGCCGAUCACGGUGAUACAUAUGGAUGAGGACAUCGUCGUUGUCAACAAGCCUGCCUCCAUCCCUGUCCAUCCUUGUGGUCGUUAUCGGCACAAUACUGUUGUUUUUAUUCUGGCAAAAGAGUAUAACUUGAAGAAUUUACGCACUAUUCAUCGGCUGGAUCGAUUAACAAGUGGUAUCCUAUUGUUUGGACGCACUCCAAAGAAAGCCAGACAAAUGGAACACCAAAUUCGGAAUCGACAGGUUCAUAAACAAUACGUAUGCCGUGUAGAGGGUAAAUUUCUGGAUGACGAAGUAGUUUGUUCAGAAGCAAUCGAAGUGGUUUCCUAUAAAAUUGGAGUUUGUAAAGUAUCGCCAAAAGGCAAAGAUUGCAUUACUCGUUUUAAACGUCUAAGCUACAACGGGAAAACUUCAGUAGUUCUUUGCAAACCACAAACCGGCAGAAUGCAUCAAAUUCGCGUUCAUUUGCAGUAUCUCGGUUUUCCAGUUGUUAACGAUCCUUUGUAUAACCAUGUUGUUUUUGGACCUGAAAAAGGUAAAGGCGGUAACAUUGGUAAAACUGAUGAAGAAUUGGUUAAGGACCUUAUUAAUAUUCAUAACGCUGAAAAUUGGCUUGGAAUGGACGGGGAUUCUGAAAUGAAUCUUUUUAAAUCGAAAUUAGAAAUAGAGGAUACUGUCUCUAAUUCAAAUACUGACAAAGAAGGAUUAUUAUUGCCAACAACUAAUUUUACAAAAGAGGAACAGAAUUUGUCGCAAGAGCAAAAAAAUUCGACUACUCUCAAAGUUACAGUGGGCACUCAAACAGGUUCAGAACCACCUGAUUCAACAUACGCAGAUAAUAAACUCACUGUGGAUCCCCACUGUUAUGAAUGUAAGGUAAAAUACAGAGAUCCUAAGCCUUCAGAUUUAGUGAUGUAUCUCCAUGCUUGGCGAUAUUGCGGUCCAGGCUGGGAAUAUGAAACACCACUCCCUGCUUGGGCAGCGAGUGAUUGGACUGGUGAUGGUGAUCGAUAG
Messenger RNA from Cotesia congregata, 1476 nucleotides. The record is from the annotation of a GenBank genome assembly. Lineage: Eukaryota; Metazoa; Arthropoda; Insecta; Hymenoptera; Braconidae.